GACCACUAAAAAAAAAAAUCAAAUAUAAAACCUUGGAGUUUUCUCUGCAACACAAAUUUUUUUUCUGCCAUGAAAAGCUAAAACCUUCUUUUGGGGAUUAAAAUUCAAUUAUUGUAAAAGGGCUAUGGCUUUUCUUCUUCCAAAUCUCUCGCAAUCUCUUCUCCUUCAACCCAAUAAAUCCUCCAGAGACAAACCCAUUACUCUACCCCCUUCUACUAAUCACACUCUCAAUCCUAUCACCGACUCUCCCUCUCCUCUUCCUCUCACCACCGUUCAGUCCCCUCCUCUCCAGGGUACGCAGCUUAACGCCCCUUCUAGCAAACCAGAUAAGCGCCAACACCAGAAAGAUGACUUCUACGUGAACCUCGGCAUAGCAGUACGGACGCUUCGAGAAGAUUUGCCGUUUCUCUUUACCCGAGACCUCAAUUAUGAUAUUUACAGGGAUGAUGUAACAUUCGUGGACCCCUUGAAUACAUUUACUGGUAUUGAAAACUACAAAUUGAUCUUCUGGGCAUUGAGAUUUCAUGGGAAGAUACUGUUUAGAGAGAUUUCUCUAGAGGUCUAUAGGAUUUGGCAACCAUCAGAAAACGUUAUAUUGAUUAGGUGGAAUUUAAAGGGUAUCCCUAGAGUCCCAUGGGAGGCUAAGGGGCAGUUUCAGGGUACUUCAAGGUAUAAAUUGGACCGAAAUGGAAAAAUUUAUGAACACAAAGUUGAUAAUUUGGCCUUCAAUUUUCCUCAGUCACUUAAACCGGCUGCUACGGUUUUGGAUUUUGUGAGUGCUUGCCCUGCAAGUCCUAAUCCAACGUUUUUGUUGGGGCCUGUGGAUGUUCACUCAUCUUCCUGGGUGGAGUUUUAUAGGGCAGUGAGGGAGACAUUGGAUCAACAAGGGUAUAUGCUUGUGCAUGAUGGGUUGGCUAGCUGUUCAUAGGUUAGUGAGCUGCGACACUAGUAUUGUAUACCAUCAAAAUUUUAUCAAAUACAUCUUGUGUUACCUCAUUGAACAUAGUACAAUUUAUCGAUAAGUAGAAAAUAAUGGAUUUAGUUGAAUGCACAUAGGGCAGGGUUGCUGGGAAGUCCAAUAUUAUUUCUUGUGUUGAUGUGAAGGGACAGAACCUUAGAAUUUACACGAGCUGGAUAUGUAUGUAUAAUACUGAAUAUGGCUUAAAAGUAGAUUUUAUUUCGUAUAAAGAAAAAUGAACCUCUCAAUUUUGUUUUAACCCUAUUUUCUCUUUAGAAGAGUUGGGAAUUUUGGUCUUACAUUUUAUAUUAAUGUUACAAUGGUUUUGGCAUGGGAAGCUUGUGAGGAGAAAAAUCAUGUAAUACUAUUUCCAUUUCCAAGUUCGAAAGCAAGAAAGUGUUUGCUUCAGUAGUAA
Molecule: messenger RNA, 1373 nt
Organism: Carica papaya (papaya)
Lineage: Eukaryota; Viridiplantae; Streptophyta; Magnoliopsida; Brassicales; Caricaceae
Source: RefSeq, a predicted model, not a curated record